AUGUUGAUUUUUUCAUUUAUUCUAGCCAUUUAUUGUUGCUUUGUCUACAACAUUGGAGCUGCUGUAGAGAAAAACACCCCGCUUGUGGACUUGCAGAGAAGAAUUUUAAGGAGACUGGUAAAUUACAAUGAAGAAAUUUCAAGUGUUGAUGAGGGAAAAGCUCUGAUGAGAGAUAGAAUACGAGGAGUUCGUGUUCUUGUCAUAUUGGACGGUGUGAAUGAUGGAAGCCAGUUGGAUGCUGUGAAUGGGGAUUGGUUUGGGCAUGGUAGUAGAAUCAUCAUUACAUCUCGAGACCAGCACAUACUCAAUCUUGCUAAGGUCGACUCUGUUCACAAAAUGAGUGGAUUACAGCAGCAUGAAAGCCGCCAGUUGUUUAGCUGGCAUGCUUUUUCAAGGCCAUUUUCAGAUACCCCUUACGAAGAGCUUUCUACAAGAAUUUCCCAGGCCUGUUGCGGAAAUCCUCUUUUACUAGAAGUCAUUGGAUCACAUUUGUUUGACAAGAAGGAGCCCAACGAAAUUCAGUGUUGGGAAGAAACUCUCCUUAACAUUGGAGAAGAUCCAAAAAUGUCUAGGUUCCUUCGGAUCAGUUAUGAUGGACUUGAUGACAUUGAGAAGGAGAUAUUUCUGGAUGUAGCUUGUAACUUUGCAGGUGAGAAGAAAAGGCAUGCAGUUAUUUUCUGGGAAGUUUUAUAUCCGAAUAAAGUUCAAACAGCUAUCAAGAAUCUUUUGCUGAAAAUGCUUAUAAACAUCAGUGGCCCACAAGAACUCCUACAUAUGCAUGACCUUCUGCAGGAAAUGGGAAGAGGAAUUCAAAAGGAAGCUGAUAACAAUAGCAGACUGUGGCUGCCUAUGAGCACACAUAAUGCCUUGAACAGAGACAGAGCAGAGAGAGUGAAGAAGCUUGUUUACACAGGAUACAAUGAAAGUGAGCCUGUUGUCCCGCAUAGCAUGCCUUCUCUGCGCUACCUAUUUUUGCAAAACACAAAAGUGCUGAGCAACAUUGGGAAUCUAGCUCCAAAUUUGAUAUGGAUAAGAAUUAGAAAUUGUGAAUUUCUAAGUGAUAUAUACACAUGGUUAAUAUUAAGAAACAGACUCCAGUUUGAUGGCAGUUGGUCCCAAAUCAGGAUGUUUAGUCUAGAGCUGUGUGCAAGUCUUACCAGAACACCAAAAACAGUUAACAAUUCGGUGAACCUCCAGAGCUUGAAUUUGGAGGAUUGUUUGACUCUCACAACUAUCCCAAACUCGGUCGGCAACUUUUCACAACUGAAGCAAUUCAAUUUGGGCGGCUGUGCAAGUUUAACAAGCCUUCCUGACACUGUGGGCAACUUGAAGCAGCUAAAAGAUUUGUCUUUGGGAGGCUGUACAGGUCUCAAAAGCCUCCCCAGCACUGUAGGUAGUUUGGCUCAGCUACAAGUGUUGAAUUUGUAUGGAUGUAGAGGCCUAAGGGUUCUUCCUAACUCAGUGGGCGAGUUGGAAAAACUGCAAGUGUUGAACUUGCAUGGUUGUGAAGGUUUACAAAACCUUCCUUCCAAGGUUGGCAAUUUAGCUAAGCUUAGGAUGUUUAAAUUUUCGUGGUGCUCAGGCUUCGGAAGCUUGCAACAUAUGGAAUCUCAAGUCAGCUAA
Molecule: messenger RNA, 1623 nt
Organism: Cryptomeria japonica (Japanese cedar)
Lineage: Eukaryota; Viridiplantae; Streptophyta; Pinopsida; Cupressales; Cupressaceae
Product: disease resistance protein Roq1
Exons: 1
Coding region: 1-1623 (540 amino acids)
Biological process (GO): defense response
Molecular function (GO): ADP binding
Source: RefSeq, a predicted model, not a curated record